Messenger RNA from Pteropus alecto (black flying fox), 2286 nucleotides. RefSeq names its product carboxypeptidase N subunit 2 (gene CPN2). The record is from RefSeq and is a predicted model, not a curated record. NCBI's taxonomy places the organism in Eukaryota, Metazoa, Chordata, Mammalia, Chiroptera, Pteropodidae. The transcript is spliced from 3 exons. Gene Ontology annotation, molecular function: protein binding. The coding region runs from base 1 to 2286 and encodes 761 amino acids.
AUGCUUCCUGGAGCCUGGCUGCGCUGGGCCUGCUUCCUGCUCCUGACCAGGCUCGCCCGGCCCUGCCCUGUGGGGUGUGACUGCUUCGUCCAGGAAGUGUUCUGCUCCGAUGAGGAGAUGGCUGCCAUCCCGCUGGAUAUCCCACCCCACGCCACAGACAUUGUCUUUGUAGAGACCUCGUUCACUACGGUGAAAGCCAGGGCCUUUGGCGGCAGCCCCAACCUGACCAAAGUGGUCUUCCUCAACACCCAGCUCUACCACUUGGAGCCAGAUGCUUUUGGGGGGCUGCCCAGACUUUGGGACCUGGAGGUCACUGGCAGCGCCUUUUCCAACCUCAGCGCCGACAGCUUCUCCAACCUGACCUCGCUGGGCCAGUUAACCCUCAACUUCAACAUGCUGGACGCUCUGCCUGAGAGCCUCUUCCACCACAUGGAUGCCCUGGAGUCCCUCCAGCUACAGGGCAAUCGGCUCCAGAUCCUGCCUGUGAGGCUCUUUCAGCCUCUGAAACGCCUGAGGACCCUCAACCUUGCUCAGAACCUUCUGGCCCAGCUGCCCGAGGAGCUGUUUGAGCCCCUCAGCAGCCUGCACACCCUGAAGCUCAGCAACAAUGCACUCUCUGGCCUGCCCCAGCGCGUGUUUGCCAAACUGGGCAGCUUGAAGGAGCUCUUCCUGGAUGGCAACUCCAUCUCAGAGCUUCCCUCGGAAGUGUUCUCGCAGCUCUUCAACUUGGAGAAGCUGUGGCUGCAGCGCAAUGCGAUUAGGCACCUACCACCAUCCAUCUUCUCCUCCUUGGGCAAGCUGACCUAUCUGAACUUGCAGGGGAAUGCACUGCAAAUGCUGCCUGCUGGCCUCUUUGCUCAUAGCCCAGGCCUGGUUGGCCUGUCCCUGUCCCACAAUCAGCUGAAGACUGUAACCGAGGGAGCCUUUGCCAACUUGUCCAGCCUCAGCUCCCUCACUCUCUCACACAAUGCCAUCACCCAUCUCCCAGCCGGCAUCUUCAGGGACCUGGAGGAGUUGAUCAAGCUCUACCUGGGCAGCAAUAACCUGACAGCCCUGCACUCAGAACUCUUCCAGAACCUGUCCAAACUUGAGCUGCUCAGCCUCUCCAGGAACCUCCUGACCACGCUCCCAGAGGGCAUCUUUGACACCAACUACAACCUGUUCAACCUCGCCCUGCACGGCAACCCCUGGCAGUGUGACUGCCAUCUGGCCUACCUCUUCAGCUGGCUGCACCAGUACAGUGACCGGCUCUUUAACAUCCAGACCUACUGUGCAGGCCCUGCCUACCUGAAGGGCCAGGUGGUGCCUGCCUUGAAGGAAGAGCAGCUGGUGUGCCCCGUCACCCGGGAUCACUUGGGCUUCCAGGCCCCGAGGCCAGAGGACAGGGAGCCGGGGGACAGCUGGGAUCUGGCUAUGGAAGAAAAGGUGGCCCGGAGCUGGUGCACCUACAGCAACCCUGAAGGAACUGUGGUGCUUUCAUGUGACAAAGCCCAGUGUCGCUGGCUGAAUGUCCAGCUGUCUCCUAGACAGGACUCAGGCUCCCCAGGACUGAUGUUCAAUGCCAGCCAGGAGUGGGACUUGAAGUCAAGCUGUGGCUCUGUGAAGGUCACUCUGUCUAUUGAGGCUCAGACAGGGGAGCCCCAGGCGCUAGGCGUACAGAGCCAGGAGCCUGGGCAGAUGGCCUCUGGGGCCUCACCAAGCAAGAGGUCUCAGCCGCCCCCUUGUGGUCCACGGGAAGAACGGCUCUCCUCACCCGGAGUAACAAAGCCGCGCAGGGUGGCGCGGGACGUUACUUUCAGGAAGUCGCACCCGGGUCCCCUAGAAAGGAAAACCGAGCACAUCGACUGGGUGGCCCCAGGAGACACUUCCCGGCAGGCAGACGGAGAUGCCGAGGCUCUGUCUUCUGCAACUCUAGAAACGUGCCGGGUUCGCUGGGUGCCCGCGCCCGAUGAGUGGCCGAAACCAGAAUUAGAUACCGUUCUUCAGGAUUCAGGACAGCCCGGUGAACUGAGCAUUCAGGACAAUGGGACCAAGUUUUUCUGGAAACGCCUUGAGUUGGAAACGAUGAAUUUGGAAAGCAACCUCGAUAGGAGGCUCCUGUCUUAUGCCUUCUUUGCAUCAGUCAAGCGCAUACAGGGAAUCUUGGCUCCACCUAGCUGGGACAUUCCCUCCCAGUCCCAUUGUGCAAUGCCACCCUCCCAGGAGCAGAGCCUGAGAUCAGAACUCCUGACAGCUCUGCGCUUCUGCCAAAUUCUCCUCAAUCAAGAAGCUGGUUAUUUUUCGUAA